AGCGCCCCGGCGUCCCUUGCGCCAGCCCCGGGAGCGGCGGCGCGGCCGGGCCGGGGCCGCGGAGCCUCCCCCGCGCGUCCCGGGCCAUGGAGCCGAUCCCCGGGCGGCGGUGGCAGAAGGUGCUGUACGAACGGCAGCCUUUCCCCGAUAACUACGUGGACCAGCGGUUCCUGGAGGAGCUGCGAAAGAACGUGCACGCCCGGCAGUACCGGUACCAGGCCGUCGUCUUCCAGUCGGGAGCGGUGGUGCAGCAGCUGUGCAGCGUCUGCGUGUUCGUGCUCACCUGGUGGUACAUGGACGCCGGGAUGUUGAGCCCGCAGGGGCUUUUCGGAGCGGCCCUGGUGUCCUCCCUGCUCGGCUAUGUGCUGUUUGAUGCCGUGGAUGGCGGGGCCGGGCGCUGGGCGAGCGGGCGGACCCGCUGGGCUGACCUCAAGAGCACGCUGGUGUUCGCCGCCUUCACCUACGGCUUCUCGCCGGUGCUGAAGACGCUGACCGAGUCCAUCAGCACGGACACCAUCUAUGCCAUGUCGGCCCUCAUGCUCCUGGGUCACCUCAUCUUCUUCGACUACGGCGCCAACGCCGCCAUCGUGUCCAGCACGCUGUCCCUCAACAUGGCCAUCUUCGCCUCGGUGUGCCUGGCCUCGCGCCUGCCUCGCUCCCUCCACGCCUUUGUCAUGGUCACCUUCGCCAUGCAGAUGUUCGCCCUGUGGCCCAUGCUGCAGAAGAAGCUGAAGGCCCGUACGCCCCGGUGCUACGUGGGGGUGACGGUGCUCUUCGCGCUGGCCGCGCUGGCGGGGCUGGCCACGGUGUCCAGCGUGGGCGCCGUGCUCUUCGCCUCCCUGCUCCUCGCCAUCUCCUGCCUCUGCCCCUACUGCCUCAUCCGCCUCCAGCUGCUCAAGGACAACAUCCACGGGCCGUGGGACGAGGCUGAGAUCAAGGAGGACCUCUCCAGGUUCCUCACGUAGGCCCGGCCCAGCGGGACCCUCUGCUGUGAGCAGCGCGAAGGUCCUGGCUGGGGGUCAGCCCUGUGGGGGAGGACACCUGAGCCAAUAAAGUCUCACACAGCAGCAAGAGCCACUUCUGUGCUCCCCUCCGGAU
Poecile atricapillus (Black-capped chickadee) is the source of this 1098-nucleotide messenger RNA. RefSeq names its product phosphatidylinositol glycan anchor biosynthesis class C (gene PIGC). The transcript has a single exon. Gene Ontology annotation, cellular component: glycosylphosphatidylinositol-N-acetylglucosaminyltransferase (GPI-GnT) complex; membrane. Bases 87 to 965 code for a protein of 292 amino acids. Lineage: Eukaryota; Metazoa; Chordata; Aves; Passeriformes; Paridae. Gene Ontology annotation, biological process: GPI anchor biosynthetic process. The record is from RefSeq and is a predicted model, not a curated record.